UCAAAUCAUUUAUUCUCAAUAUAAUAUAAUGGAUGGCAAAACAGCCAUUAAAUAUUUUAUGAAAUUAAGUCGAAUUAGCCUUCAAAUUUCGGGCGUUUGGCCCGAUUCAGAAAAAGGUGAUUUAUUAGCAUUUGUCCAUUAUGCUGCAAUGGCAGGCUAUUUAUUCAUCAUUAUUGUUGUAUUGCAAUCAAUUAAAUUAAUUAUAAUUUGGGGAGAUGUCGAUGCUAUGAGUGAUAUUUUGGCAUUUGGUUUAUUAUUUUAUGCAGUGGCUUUUACAAAAAUGACAUGCCUGUGGUACUACAGAAAAAAACUGAUAAAGCUUCUAUUCUAUAUGAUCCAAGAUUGGAAUAGUACAACAUCUAAGAAGGAAUAUGAAAUUAUGGUGAAAUACGGUCACUUUAGCAGGAGAGUAUCGGAUUAUUUUGUAUUAAUAAUAUUUAUUGCAACUAUUACUCGUUUCUUGCAAAUGUGCUAUGUGAAUGCAAAUGUUUUUUUUCGAAAUCAUCAUCCAAAUGCAACUGGUUUAUUGACAAUGGAACUUUAUGUACCAUACGAUUAUAAUUCAUGUCCCGCUUUUGAAAUAACAUUCAUGAUUGAUUAUUUAGCUGCAUUUUUAGGCAAUAUCAGCAAUUGCGGUACAGAUGGAUUAUUUUUUCAAAUUGGCUUUCAUUAUGUUGCACAAUUUCAAAUUUUACAUUCAAAUAUCAUCAGUUUAGUUACGGAACAAGAAAACAAAGGUUCUUCAACUGAUUUUGAUAAAAGACUUUGUCAAAUUAUACAAAAACAUGAAAACAUUAACAGAUGUCUUGGAUUAUUGGAGGAUUGCUUUUGCAUAAUGCUUCUUAUUCAAUUGUUGGCUCACAGUAUCCUUUUUUGUCUUCAGGGUUAUAGAUUGAUACAAUUUCUAACAUUACAACAAACAAAAUCACUUUUUAUGGAAGAAAUGUUUGUUGUUGAAUAUCUCAUUUAUGUUUUAUCUAUUUCAUACAUCUACUGUUAUGUAUCAGAGGCACUUGAAAAUGAGAGCAUUACACUUGGACAGUCUGCGUAUAAUUGCAAUUGGUUUUAUUUACCACCAAAAAAAAUGAGAAAUUUAAUGAUUAUUAUUCAACGUUGCAGGAAACCGGCACAAUUAACAGCGGCGAAAUUUUGUGUUAUGAACAUGCAAAAAUUUGGAAACAUUUUAAAAACAUCAAUGGGAUACUUGUCGUUAUUGCUAACAGUUAAAAGUAACCAAAUGCAUUUAUAGUAUGAAAUUGUAACAUAAAAAUUAAUAACAAUAUAUUGUUUAAAUUAAUUGUGUAUUUUUAUUUAUACGAGCAUAAAUGUUCCAAAUAACCCUGUCCCUUAAUUUAUUGUUAUAUUUUUUUGGAUUCUCAUAAAUAAAUUUAGUUAAAAAGAAUUUUAAAAAAAUAGGUAUUUAAAAUU
This is a messenger RNA of Leptopilina boulardi, 1428 nucleotides long. Its product is annotated as odorant receptor 13a-like. Bases 29 to 1249 code for a protein of 406 amino acids. The record is from RefSeq and is a predicted model, not a curated record. Gene Ontology annotation, molecular function: olfactory receptor activity; odorant binding. Gene Ontology annotation, biological process: detection of chemical stimulus involved in sensory perception of smell; sensory perception of smell. Gene Ontology annotation, cellular component: plasma membrane. The transcript is spliced from 7 exons. NCBI's taxonomy places the organism in Eukaryota, Metazoa, Arthropoda, Insecta, Hymenoptera, Figitidae.